This is a messenger RNA of Sycon ciliatum, 3581 nucleotides long. Its product is annotated as nuclear pore complex protein Nup54-like. The record is from RefSeq and is a predicted model, not a curated record. Gene Ontology annotation, biological process: NLS-bearing protein import into nucleus; protein localization to nuclear inner membrane; nuclear pore organization. The transcript is spliced from 20 exons. Gene Ontology annotation, cellular component: nuclear pore; nuclear pore central transport channel. Lineage: Eukaryota; Metazoa; Porifera; Calcarea; Leucosolenida; Sycettidae. Bases 198 to 3074 code for a protein of 958 amino acids. Gene Ontology annotation, molecular function: structural constituent of nuclear pore.
GCGGUAGAAUGUGACAUGGUAGUUUUUCCCCAGUUAUUGAAAGCGUGCGUUUGGUGGAGCUGUUGUGAAGGCGGCUUUGUCUGUGGAAACGUUCGUGCUGGUAGUAUAUUUGUGUAGUAUAGCGGUACAUGUACUGUAGACUGGUCCCUAGUUUAACAGUCUGAGGUGUGCCUCCUCCCUGGGGCUUUUCAGUCCAGAUGCCUAAACGGAAAGCUGAGUCUUAUGUACAGCUUCUACAUGACAUAUCAGCCGCCAAGAGAACAGAUGUACCCGAUGUUAAGCCGAUCCCCGAAGCUGCCAGUCUCAGUGAUGGUGUUUCCAUCCAGGGUAAGCCUGUCCCUGAAGCUGCCAGUCUCAGUGACGGUGCUCCCAUCCAGGCUAAGCCGAUCCCCGAAGCUGCCAGUCUCCGUGAUGGUGCUCCCAUCCCGGGUAAGCCGAUCCCUGAAGCUGCCAGUCUCAGUGAUGGUGUUUCCAUCCAGGCUAAGCCGAUCCCCGAAGCUGCCGAUCCCAAUGGCGGUGUUCCCGUCAUGACUAAUCCUGUCCUAGAAGCUGUCGAUCGCAGCGAUGCCCACCUAGCAAUGUGGCAGCGAUGGUCCAAAAAACUCAAUUGUGCCCACGAUUUCCGAGCAGAUGGUAAUGCCAGUGGCAGUAUUGGCACUCCCACAGGCUUACCAAGUCGCACGGUCAAUGGGGUGCCUGUCCCUGUAGAUGGUGGUGCCCAUGGCACUAUUGUGCUGUUUGGCACUCCCAGGUACUCACACCCUGUCGAUAUGACUGCUCAUACGAAGAAUCGUAUGCUUUCCCACCGAGCAGGCUUGCCCGAUGCCAGCGCAAAACACCAAGCCCAUGACACCAACGGUAGCCGAGCAGGCUUGCCCGAUGCCAGCGCAAAACACCAAGCCCGUGAUACCAACGGUAGUCAAGCAGGCUUGCCCGAUGCCAGCGCAAAACACCAAGCCCGUGAUACCAACGGUAGUCGAGCAGGCUUGCCCGAUGCUAGCGCGAAAUGCCCAGACCGUGAUGCCAACGGCAGUCCCGCUGUGGCUGCGGUUGGCCAGAAUGGCCGAGCAGGUUCGCCCGAUGCUAGCGCGGCAAGCUGCAGUCAUUUGCAGUCAACAGAGCCGGCCAAGCCAAUCACAGUUGCUGCACCUGGCGCACCGUCAAGGGAAGCCAUCCCAUGCGCCCAAGUGCAACCGAUUGCAAGGCCAGCAGGUACCGGGCUGCAGCUUGGCGGCGGUCUUGGUGGAGCGAGUACAGCGGGCACCGGCCUCACUUUAGGUGGCACCACAGCAACUGGACUGGGAGCUAACAAGACGGGCUUGACUCUCGGAACAUCGACUGCUGCCACUGGUCUCGGUGGUACUACUGGCUUGUCACUCGGAGGUACAACGGGUCUUGGCGGCGGACUCGGAGGUGGUCUAGGCGGAAAUAAGACGGGUCUAACACUAGGAGGACUCGGUGCCACAAGCGCAUCGACUGGCUUAGGCGUUGGGAGACCCACGCUGACCGGUGGCCAGUCUGCCUUUCCCUUCCCGGGCGCCGGUACCACUGGUGCAGUGGGAGCAGGCGUAGCAGUUGUUGGCGGCGGCGGUACUGGCCUUGCACUGGGCGGCCGCCAGGGCCUGCAGCAAGCUGUGGUGCCCGGUGCCAGAGUUGGGCUGGCAACUGGGCAACCUCUCAAUAUGAUAGUGCCCGGUGCCAGGGUUGGACUGGCAGCUGGGCAACCUCUCAAUAUGAUAGUACCCGGUGCCAGGGCUGGAUUGGCUCCUGGAAGUUUCAACAUGAUAGUACCCGGUGCCAGGGCUGGAUUGGCUCCUGGAAGUUUCAACAUGAUAGGGCUCAACACACAACAGCAGCAGCAACAACAGCUGCUACAACAGCAGCAACAGCAACAACAGCAACAACAACAGCAGGCCAACCAGCUACACUUGCUGGCGGCCGCUCUUUCCAUGCCGAGUGUGUUCAAUGACUCUGACCGAAACCUGACUAUUGCAAAGUUGAACCAACUGCAGGCGUACUGGGGACAAGGCACCGGUGUAGUUGAUGCACAGGGUCGCACCGUCACCUUCGCCAAGAACAGUCCAUUUGCCUGCUUGAAGACCGUGUUAUACAGCCGUUUGCCGGAGGCGCGUGACGAGAAUGGUCUGGUGGCGCUGGUCAUCAACCUUCCCGAGGACAAUGUGCGGACAAAGAGUGACGCGAUAUCCACUGGCCUGCACCAACUGGCUGGCUCCAAACCUAACCUGUCUGUGCAUGUGGACAGUAUACGACCACUGCCCUCUAACAAGACGGAAGUUGUCAUCUACAUCCUGGAGCGGUCGCCAGUCUCCGGUACUACGGAGCGUCUGAAGGCGUCGCAGCUCUAUGCUUUCCUGAAGGGUCCCACGGCUGCAAAUGGUCUGAAGAAUCUCUCUGUUGGGGAUGUUAUCCUACAAAGUGGUCUGACGGCGGAACAAAAGAAAUGCUACCUAGAUCGACCGCCGCAAGGCAUUGAUGAAGCAAUGUGGGACCGAGCCAAGCGUGAGAACCCCGAUCCCGAGCGGCUUAUCCCCGUUCCCAUCUACGGCUUUUCAGAAUUGAAGGCGCGCCUGGAGCAGCAGCAGUUGCAGCGUCAACAGCAUCAAGCCAGAGUGGAGGUUAUCGCUCGUGACAUUGAGAAAAUCCGCCACGACCAUGCGGCAACCAUGGCAAAGCUGGCACAGUACAAGCGCAAGCACCUGGAACUAAGUCACCGCUUGCUACGCGUACUCGUCAGGCAGGAGGUGAUGCGCAAGUCAGGUUAUUCUGUGCGAGCUGAUGAGGACCACUUGCGUGCAAACCUGGAGCAUUUGCACUCAGAGCUGAAUGCACCGACACAAUUCAAGGGUCGUCUAAAUGAGCUCAUGUCACAGAUCAGAAUGCAGCACCAGGUGUCGACAGCGCAUUCAGAAGCCGAGUACUCAAUUGAUCCAGACACUAUGGGCCACAUACGUCAGCAUCUGAAGCAGCAACAAGAAGGCCUGCAGCAUCUCAUCCAGAUCAUCAAGGAUGACAUCGGCGAUCUGGGCGUCAUCGAGCAGGGUGUUUGGUCGUGAUCAGAGCCCGCGUGCGUGUGUGCGUGUGUAUAUCUUGCUCACCGAUAUCAGCGCCCUGCAUUCCUUAGAAAGAGGGGUUUGCUGGCAACAACCCUAACCCCAGCAGUAGCCUGGGCAGAGCCCCGCUUGGGCCUGGCACUGUUGUGCUUCGAAUGGAAAACUAGAAAACAUUGUACAUAUUCACACCUUGAUCCUUUCUAACCAUACUUUUCUUGUAUCUCUUGCAGUUAUUGUAUUCCUUGCAGUGUACUGUACAUACUGUAUAUAUUCUGAGCUGCACCGAUGUAUUUUUAAGUGCAUUCUGAGCAGCAUCGAUGUACUUUUAAGUGUAUUCUGAGCUGCAUCAAUGUAUUUUUAGGUGUACAUAAUACAUACUGUCACACGGUUUUUAAUUCUUAUAUUUUGAAACAAAAUUUCUUGUCUUUACUGCACCGAGUUUCAAUCUUUUUUCACCACUUGCUGUGAAUAGAAUUGUUGGCUCGCAUGCACUGGAGUCAACGUCAUCAA